Molecule: messenger RNA, 4988 nt
Organism: Scaptodrosophila lebanonensis
Lineage: Eukaryota; Metazoa; Arthropoda; Insecta; Diptera; Drosophilidae
Gene: Ptp4E
Product: tyrosine-protein phosphatase 10D
Exons: 9
Coding region: 68-4765 (1565 amino acids)
Biological process (GO): protein dephosphorylation
Molecular function (GO): protein binding; protein tyrosine phosphatase activity
Source: RefSeq, a predicted model, not a curated record
CAACCAAUCCUAAAAUACACAAUAAAAGCAACUCGACCGAUCAUUUUGGAAUAUACUGUACGUCUAAAUGUUCAGCGCCAUGUUACAAGUAUCGCAGUUACUAUCACAACAACAACGCCAUCGAGGGACAGAGCAACAAUGCAGACGACGACGGCGUCAGCAACAAAAGCAACAACAGAAACAAAUUAUGAUUCUUCUUACAAUUUUUACAAUAUUCUGGCCUCAGCCCGCUCAAAGCGCCGAUUUGGUCAUCAAUGUGCCCAAUGCCAGCUCGAAUGACAAUGCCUUCUAUCGCAUUGACUAUACUCCGCCAUUUGGCUAUCCAGAGCCAAACACAACCAUACCGGCCAGGGAGAUCGGUAAGGACAUUAAAUUCUCACGUGCUUUACCGGGCACAGAGUACAACUUUUGGCUGUACUAUACAAAUUCGACGCAUCGAGAUAUGCCGACAUGGACGGUCAACAUAACGACAGCGCCCGAUCCGCCGGCCAAUCUAAGCGUGCAACUACGCUCCAGCAAGAGUGCCUUCAUAACCUGGAAGCCGCCGACGACUGGUCGCUACUCCAGUUUCAAAAUAAAGGUGCUGGGCUUAACAGAGCCACCACAUAAUGAAUAUAAUCGUAGCUAUACGAUUGGUGGGAAUGAGACGCUGCAACUAUCGGCCAAAGAGCUGACGCCGGGGGGCACUUAUCAGGUGCAGGCGUACACUGUCUACCAGGGCAAGGAGUCAGUGGCUUAUACGAGCCGAAACUUCACGACAAAGCCCAACACGCCCGGCAAGUUCAUCGUGUGGUUCCGCAACGAGACCACGCUGCUGGUGCUGUGGCAGCCACCUUAUCCGGCCGGAAUUUACACGCACUACAAGGUAUCCAUCACGCCAGAUGAUGCCAUCGAGAGUGUGCUCUAUGUGGAGCGCGAAGGUGAGCCGCCUGGUCCAGCACAGGCUGCGUUUAAAGGUCUGGUGCCUGGACGAGCCUACAACAUAUCGGUGCAGACGGUAUCUGAGGAUGAGACAUCAGUGCCGACUACUGCGCGAUAUCUUACCGUGCCAGAGAGACCGCUGAACGUGACCUUCGACCCACAGUAUACGACCACAUCUACUUUUCGUGUACAGUGGGAGUCACCUAAAACAUACAGCGAGUACGAUAGCUUCCAAGUAUCGCUGUCCAGCUCACUGCGUCCUUUUCAUGUCCCCCGAACCGAUGCCCCCUACGUCUAUUUUGACUAUCCUGAGUUUUUGGAGUCGGGGAAAACGUACACCGUGGUGGUAAAGACGAUAUCGGACAGUGUGAACUCGUGGCCGGCCUCAGCUUUAGUGACGCUGCGUCCGCGGCCAGUGCGUAGCCUCCGUGGCUUCCUAGAUGACCAUAGUAAUGCCGUACAUAUCUACUGGGAGCCAGCGGAAACUGGAAAGCAGGACGGCUAUCAUAUCAGUUAUCAUGAGAAGAGCAACGAGACGGAGCCAACGCCUACCGUAUUGCAUACCGAUCAGACUGAGUACAAGCUGGAGAAGCUUCUGCCUGGGCGUCGCUACCGCAUUGCCGUGCAGGCCGUUUCCAAUGGUAUGACCUCGAAUGCCACCUACAUUACCAAGGAUACGCGGCCGGCGGCGCCCAUCAUACAGGAGCUGCGCAGCAUUCCGCUCGGCCUCAACAUUAGUUGGAAGAGUGAUGUGACAUCACAACAGGAUCGCUAUGAAGUGCACUAUCAGCGGAAUGGGACCACUGAGGAGCGCACCAUUACCACAAAUCAAACGAAUCUGGUCAUUAGAUAUCUGCACGCGGGCUCAGGCUACGAAAUCAAGGUCUAUGCCAUCAGUCACGACAUGCGCAGCGAGCCGCAUUCAUACUUCCAAGCUGUCUUUCCCAAGCCGCCGCGCAAUCUGACGUUACGCACCGUAAACACCAAUUUGGUGAUGCUACAUUGGUUGCCGCCGGAGGGCAGCGACUUCAGCGAGUACAUUGUGCGCUAUCGCACAAAUAAGUCACCUUGGCAGCGUUUGGUCAAUGUGCACGAGAGCCAUGCCCGCAUCGAGGACAUGCACUAUGGCGAACGCUAUCUGGUUCAGGUCAAUACAGUGAGCUUUGGAGUGGAAAGUCCCGCGCCCCUGGAACUGAACGUAACGAUGCCGCCGCAGCCGGUAUCUAAUGUGGUGCCACUCGUUGAUUCUCGAAACCUGACGUUGGAGUGGCCGCGUCCGGAUGGUCAUGUGGACUACUAUACCAUUAAAUGGUGGCCCACCGAUGCCCAACAGCUGGCACAGUACAAAAAUGUUACUGACCUGGCAGACCAGAACUCGUCUAGUGUGCGCAUCUUCGUCCACGAUCUGGACCCGGGAAAGCAAUACAAGUUUGAGGUGCAGGCCAGCUCAAAUGGCAUACGCUCGGGCAUCACACAUCUCUCCACGCGCACCAUGCCCAUCAUUCAGUCGGAUGUGCUUAUCUCGAAUGCCGAGAACGAGGAGCAGGGAAACAGCAUCACGCUCUCCUACACGCCCACACCGGGAACAACGACACGCUUCGACAUCUAUCGCUUCUCGCUGGGUGAUGAGCAAAUCAAGGACAAGGAGAAGCUGGCUAAUGACACAGAUCGCAAGGUCACAUUUACGGGCCUAACGCCGGGCCGCCUGUACAACAUAACCGUUUGGACGGUAAGCGGCGGCGUAGCCAGUCUGCCCAUACAGCGGCUUUAUCGUCUGUAUCCGUUGCCAAUAAAGUCUCUGGAAGCACUGCACAUAGGAGCAAACGAGAUUACACUGCACUGGAUCGCACCGGACGGCGAGUACACGGAUUUUGAACUUCAGUAUCUCAGUGCCGAUGAUCAAUUAUUGCAGAAUGCCACCACACAGAUGCAGCUGACGCUGCAACAACUGCAACCGUAUCACAACUACACUUUCACGGUAGUGGUACGCUCAGGAACAUCGUCGACUCUGCUGCGCAGCAGUUCACCCAUAUCGGCCAGCUACGAGACGAUGCAGGCGCCACCCGGACGCGUGGAGUACUUCCAGCCGUACGACGUGCAGCCGGGCGAAAUAACAUUCGAGUGGUUGAUGCUGCGACGGGAGGAGCACGGCCCCAUUGAAUACUUUGCUGUCACAUAUCAGAAUGCGUACGAUAUGGCCGAUGUGGGAAGCUAUGAGUUUGGGCCUCAGGACACUCAAGGGCGCAUUGGUGGCCUCGUUCCGGGCAACACCUACAUCUUUCGCAUACAGGCCAAGUCGGCUCUGGGCUUUGGCCUAGAGCGCGAGCAUCGGCAGCAGAUGCCGAUACAGGCACCACCACCACCAGACUCGCGCGUCACACCGAUCGAGAUGAGUCGCAGCUCCUCGACCAUACAGGUACGCUUUCGACAGAACUAUUUUUCGAAUGCCCAUGGAGUGGUGCGCCACUACACGAUCAUUGUGGCCGAGGAUGUGGGCAAAAAUGCCUCGGGCUUAGAGAUGCCCAGUUGGCAGGAUGUGCAGGCCUAUACAGUUUGGCUGCCGUAUCAGGCAGUGGAGCCGUUCAAUCCGUUCACCAAUCGCACCGUCGAGGACUUCACCAUUGGCAGUGCCAACUGCGAGAAGCACCAACCAGGCUACUGCAAUGGUCCCCUGAAAGCGGGCACCACAUAUCGCAUAAAGGUGCGGGCCUUCACCGACGAGGACAAGUUCACGGACACAGCCUAUAGCGAAUCCAUAACCACCGAUCGUAAUGAUGUGGUAUGGGUAGCUUCCGCAGUAUUUGUAUUCCUGUGCAUCGCCUGCAUUGUGUCUGUGGUCGGAUGUUUCCGCUAUCGCUGCAAUCGCAUACGCUGCGCUGCCAAAGUAGCCCGCAUCAACGAUGAGUUGGCACUGCCCGAGGGAUAUAUUACGCCCAAUCGACCUAUUCAUAUCAAGGACUUUCCGGAGCACUAUCGCAUCAUGAGCGCUGACUCCGACUUCCGGUUCAGCGAGGAGUUCGAAGAGCUGAAGCAUGUGGGACGCGAUCAGUCCUGUAGUUUUGCAGAUUUGCCUUGCAAUCGGCCCAAGAAUCGCUUCACCAAUGUCCUGCCAUACGAUCACUCCCGAUUUAAGCUACAACCUGUUGAUGAUGAUGAUGGCUCCGAUUAUAUCAAUGCCAACUAUAUGCCAGGUCACAACUCCCCGCGUGAGUUCAUUGUUACCCAGGGUCCGCUGCACUCGACGCGCGAGGAGUUCUGGCGCAUGUGUUGGGAAAGCAGCUCGCGUGCCAUUGUGAUGUUGACGCGAUGCUUCGAAAAGGGGCGUGAAAAAUGUGAUCAGUACUGGCCGGUGGAUCGUGUGCCCAUCUUCCAUGGCGACAUUAAGGUGCAACUCAUCACCGAUACGCAUUUCCAGGACUGGACCAUAUCAGAGUUCAUGGUCUCUAGGAAUUGCGAGUCACGCAUUAUAAGGCAUUUCCAUUUUACCACCUGGCCGGACUUUGGGGUGCCCGAGCCGCCGGCCUCGCUUGUUCGGUUCGUGCGAGCGUUUCGGGAGGUCAUCGGCACCGACAUGCGACCCAUCAUUGUGCACUGCAGUGCGGGUGUUGGACGCUCGGGCACCUUCAUUGCACUCGAUCGGAUAUUGCAGCACAUCAACAAGUCGGACUAUGUGGACAUCUUUGGCAUUGUGUUUGCCAUGCGCAAGGAGCGAGUGUUCAUGGUUCAGACGGAGCAACAAUAUGUGUGCAUACAUCAGUGCCUGCUGGCGGUUCUUGAGGGCACGGACCAUAUACUGGCUGAUUCGCAUGAGCUGCAUGGGAACGAUGGCUAUGAGGGUGAGUAGAAAGCUUGAAGACUUCCUUUUUUUUUUUGUUGAUGCCUACAAGGAUGUUGCCGUCGCCUUUCCUUCAGAACUUCCGCUAUUUAAAUCAUCUUUUUGACUAACCAAACCACACAAGAACAAAACAAACAACAGCAACAACAACAUAGCUACAAAAAGAACAAGAACAACAUCACACAAGUCUGUGGUACAAAGUGUUGAGAUAUGCGCUGGCCGAAUGCUUUUU